Molecule: messenger RNA, 510 nt
Organism: Brugia malayi
Lineage: Eukaryota; Metazoa; Nematoda; Chromadorea; Rhabditida; Onchocercidae
Gene: Bma-atp-4
Product: Mitochondrial ATP synthase coupling factor 6 family protein
Exons: 3
Coding region: 1-510 (169 amino acids)
Biological process (GO): proton motive force-driven ATP synthesis
Molecular function (GO): proton transmembrane transporter activity
Source: RefSeq, a predicted model, not a curated record
AUGUUCGAAAAUGCUCGUAUGAUGAUGGCACCUUGGUUGUUUUGGGAAGGUGGUGGCAGGAAGGAAUUUGGCAAUUUUGUGAUGUUGUUGCGAUUGAGAUUACCAGCAGGAUGGCGAAUGGUAAGCACAGGAACGCAAAGUUUCAAAUCGGAUAACUUAGUUAAGAAUUUAUUUCUGAAAAAGAUCAAGGAAUAUGAGUCCAAGAUGGCUGGAAAAGAAGGUGGACUUGUGGAUGCCACACCUGAGACACAUCGGUCAUUGGAAGAUCAGUUGCACCGUUUAGCUAGUAAGUAUCACUUAGAAAAUAAAGAAGUGGUGAACGAGUUACCAGUGAAGCAAAUGGAAACUCCUUCUAUUGAAAGUGCUGUGGCCGUGAUGUUCGAGGGGAAAACAGUUGAUGAUUUGAAUAAAGAAUUGGAAAAUGAAAUUCAAAAAUACACGGAAAUGCGACGGAAGAAGCAAGCAGCGGAAGAGGAAAUGCAGUCACAUCUUCGAACUGUCAAGCAGUAA